Glycine soja is the source of this 808-nucleotide messenger RNA. Its product is annotated as heavy metal-associated isoprenylated plant protein 35-like. NCBI's taxonomy places the organism in Eukaryota, Viridiplantae, Streptophyta, Magnoliopsida, Fabales, Fabaceae. The transcript is spliced from 2 exons. The coding region runs from base 260 to 658 and encodes 132 amino acids. The record is from RefSeq and is a predicted model, not a curated record. Gene Ontology annotation, molecular function: metal ion binding.
AAAGACAAAUAUUCUUCAAGUUUUGCUGGGGAAGGUAAACAGGUAAAACAGCCAUACAACUAUACAAGAAAAAGAUGUCAAAAGAGAGAGGCUGUUAUUUCCUCCUUGUUUUGUUUGGUUCACCUGAAAUAAUAAACCUCUUAAUAUUUCAACACCAACAACGUUGUUGUCAAUUGUUCACAAAGCUAGCCGGCUGUGUUAUUUAGUUACCAUUCUAUAGUUUUAGUGUGAUCAGAACCAGGUGAGUGAUUAUUUCUCCAUGGUUAAGAAGACAGUCUUGAAGGUUGAUAUCAGUUGUCUCAAAUGCAAAAGGAAGCUCCUCAAAAUCGUCUCUUCAAUUCAAGGGGUGGAUAAAAUUGAAGCUGAUGAAGGGAAGGGCACGUUGACCGUGACAGGGGAUGCAGACCCAUAUGAAAUAAUAGUUCGCAUAAGGAAAGCUGGCAAACAUGCUGAAGUUGUGAGUGUUGGGCCUCCCCAGGCCCCUCAAAAAAAGGAUGAGAAGAAGCCCGAAGAAAAGAAGAAGCCCGAGGCAGAGAAGAAAGAUGAAAAACCUAAGGAGUCCAGUAUCCACAUGCCAUAUUACUAUCCUCCUUACCAACCAGUAGUGCUGUACAUGAACAGAUACGAGGAGCCCAAUCCAUCUUGCACUAUAUUGUGACCAUGUACACGAGUGCAGAGUGCUCAUUUGCGUGAAACUUGUAAUUUCAUCCUUGGAUCUUUUCAGUAGCUGCUGCCGUUAAAAUUAUAGAAACUAAAAUAAUAUUGGAAAAAUAAUAGUUACUACUGCAUAAACCUUUGUUAGCGGAUC